AUGUUCCAACCUCGAAUCCGGUAUUUUAGUGCUUUGAGAGCGCUGCGCAACAAGACCCCGCGUGUGUCGCCGGCGGAAAGCCAGGUAGAGCAGCCCACAGACGCCGAAGAAAGCCCUCUUUCGCCUUCUGAACUCGAGGCAAUCAACAACAUACAGUCGUCGCUCUACCAGCCCAGCGACCCGUUUCUCGAACCGUCCAAGGCCGAUCUGAUCCAACAAAAGAUCGACGCCAUCUCACAGAAACUAGAACGACAGAAGCAGCUUGAGCAGGCCAGGUACCAAAAGCUCAUACAGGAGCAGGAGCAGGCCCUUCGUCCCACGUUGGGCGACUACAAACGGCCCAUCACCUCGUUUCUGCUUCUGGGGUCCGGCGUGUAUCUGCUGCUCCAGUACGCAUGGACGUAUUUGGAGGGAGAAGAGCACAUCAUCGCGAUGGAGCACAAGACACGAGAAUACGAAAAGGAAAUCCAGACACUGCUAGAUCAGCAGGUUCCAAAGAAAAACUGGUUUUGGAGCUAGAACGCCUCUGUAAUUACGCAAUAAUACUUAGAGUUUAACCGAAGAAGUUGUAGGAUUUGCCGGUCUCCUUAGCUGCAGCGUCCAAGACAGACUUGGCGGCAGAAGCGUCGGCACCGUUCAACUUGCGUGCAACAUCGGCCAGAGAAACGUCGCUCAGAGCCUCUAACAAAGUCUCGAUGUCUGCGUCGAUGAGAGUGGCUUUAUCCUCGGCCCCAAAGUACCCGCUGUCCUUGGCAGCAGCUCUGAUGGCACGCUUGUUCUUUUUCUUAGCGCUCUUAGCCGCCUCCUUGGCCUUCUUUGCAUUCUCUUUUUCGAGCUUGGCAUUGGCCUCUGCUUCUGCCUUGGCCUUGGCCUCGGCCUCGGCCUUCAUGCGGGCUUCCUCAGCAGCCUUUCUAGCGCCAGCUUCUCUCUCCCACUUCUUUCUGGCCUUUUCAGCUUUUUCCUCCUCCUUGAACUUUUUAAUUCUUGGGUCCUCAGAGUUGGCUCUCUUCACGAGAUCGGCCAAUCUCUUGUUGUCCUCAACCUUUCUCUUCUUUCUAGCGUUGUUGUUCUUCUUCUCAAUGUAACGCUUGUGAUCUCUGUUGGCAGUGUCGUCUGGAACGUCCUCGUCCAGGAACUCGAAGCUUCUCCAGGAGUCAAAGUUGGCCCAGAACUUGUAGAACGCCUCCACUUCCUCCUUGCUGGACUCCAUCGUUCCGAGAGAAGGAACAGGCUGCUUGUUGGAGAAUCUGGCCUCCGACUCAAACACAGGCGUCCAUGCCUCAAAGAAGUCGUAUUUUCCCUUUGGCGAUGGAGGCUCGACGUCGGCAUUGAAGUCAACAGAGUCGUACUGUCUUCUUUUGAUAGGAUCCAGCAGAGUCUCGUAAGCUUUCUGGAUAAUUUUGAAAAAUCCGUCCUGGUCUAGUCCACCAGCAGCUCCCUUUUUGUCUGGAUGGUGCUUGAGCACUUGCUUACGGUGGGCCCUUCUAAUCUGGUCCUCGGUAGCUCUGUAUCUGAGUUUUGACAGACCCAUCACUGCGUAAAGAUCGGCGGUCUUCCAGUCUCUUGGGUCAUGCUCCAGGAGAUCUUCGCUCUGUUCCUCGUCAAACUCGUCGUCGUCGUUCGACUCUUCCACGGACUUGACGUUCUUGGAGGCCUCGAGUUUCUCGUACUCGGACCAGGUGUGGCCUCUCAGAGUUCUGGUGGCGUGGGCUAGGAAAUACUUGCCAACAGGCUCAACAGGACGCUUGACAGCAGGGCUGUAGUUGGCGUGAGCUUUGAAAUCGCCAGAGAAGCUGGCAG
Molecule: messenger RNA, 1800 nt
Organism: Ogataea polymorpha
Lineage: Eukaryota; Fungi; Ascomycota; Pichiomycetes; Pichiales; Pichiaceae
Exons: 1
Coding region: 1-519 (172 amino acids)
Source: RefSeq, a predicted model, not a curated record